AUGCAAAAUUUCAGCUUGAUCAGACGAGGGACUGGCAAUGCGGUCCUUGAGCCCACGAAGAUACCAACACUCCGAGACGACUACGUGCUCGUGAAGACAGUAGCGGUAGCAUUGAACCCGACUGACUGGACCACGCUAGACGCGGUUGGGGAUGACGGAACGAUUGUCGGCUGCGAUUACGCUGGCAUAGUUGAAGACGUAGGUCGAGAUGCUGCCCAGCACUUUCGCAAGGGUGACCGCAUCGCUGGAUUCGGCCAUGGAGGCAACGACGCAAAUCCGGAGAACGGGGUAUUUGCACGCUACAUUGCCGUCAAAGCUGGUCUUCAGAUACAUAUCCCCGAUGAUGUCUCUUUCGAAGCCGCGUCCACAGUAGGCGUCGGCGUCGGAUCAGCCGGGUACGGCCUCUAUCACGUACUAAAUCUCCAGCUGCCUGAUGCAGAGUCUAAUUCACAUGGAGAGUCAAUACUCAUCUAUGGGGGAAGUACGGCCACUGGAGCAGUUGCGAUACAGUUUGCGAAGCUGCAAGUCCACCGGAAAAAGUACUAUUGGAUUCGUAUCUCUGCUAAAAUUCAUAGGUCCGGCUACAAUGUGGUCACAACAUGCUCUCCCCGCAAUUUCGACUACGUGAAGAAGCUGGGCGCUGACAUUGUCUUCGAUUAUGUAUGCAACUUUGUGUCUUCUCCAUUCUUGAUUGUCGAACGGGUGAUGAAUGGUCUAACAUUUACCAAGCGAGCACCUGAUGUGGGAAAAAGUAUUUUCGAAGCAACUAGGGGAUCCCUCACGAAAGUUUUCGACACCGUCAAUACCUCAGAUUCAGCAGAAAUCUGCGCAGCGGCAUUCGGGCCUGAUGGGGGGAAAUAUUGCAACCUGCUUGGCGUCGAAUGUCCUCGCUCUGAUGUUGAGUCCGUGUUCUUCCUCGGAUAUGACAUGUCGGGCGAAGCGUACAUAUUCGAAGGGGAUUCAUACCCAGCAAAGCCGGACGCCUUUGAGUUCGGUCGCACGUGGUACAGUAUAGCUGAAAAGCUUUGGGCGAGUGGUAAAUGGCAAAACCACCGCCAGAACGUGGGGGAAAAGGGGCUUCUGGGCGUGUUGGACGGUAUGCAACUGAUGCGUCAGGGGCUUGUCAGUGGGGAGAAACUUGUAUACCGUGUUGAGGAGACGGAAUGGCCAAACCCUGCCUAG
Messenger RNA from Diaporthe amygdali, 1182 nucleotides. RefSeq lists its product as uncharacterized. Gene Ontology annotation, molecular function: oxidoreductase activity, acting on NAD(P)H. The transcript has 2 exons. The coding region runs from base 1 to 1182 and encodes 393 amino acids. Lineage: Eukaryota; Fungi; Ascomycota; Sordariomycetes; Diaporthales; Diaporthaceae. The record is from RefSeq and is a predicted model, not a curated record.